AUGUUCUUCACCAAAGCUUUCUCUCUUAUCACCGCUUUCUUGGCCGUUGCUACUCAAGCAUCUCCCACUCCUGAGGUGGGGCCCGUCGAAGUUCGAAUUGCAAGCACUACCCACACCGGUGACGUUACCUUCUACACCCCUGGUUUAGGUGCCUGUGGACACACCAACAAUGCCAACGAGUUUGUCGCUGCCGCUGCUGCACCGGUCUUUGACACCUUCCCUGGUGCAACGGCCAAUCCUAACAAUAAUCCUAUCUGCGGAAAACAGACUACGGUUACUUAUCAAGGCAAAUCUGUCACUGUUACGCUAGUCGACCGCUGCCCCGGUUGCGGAAAUGGUGGAAUCGACCUUUCGCCAGCUGCAUUCCAGAGGUUGGCGUCUCUUGAUAAAGGCAGGCUCUCCGGUGCUCAGUGGAGUGUCUAG
Messenger RNA from Marasmius oreades (fairy-ring Marasmius), 423 nucleotides. RefSeq lists its product as uncharacterized. The record is from RefSeq and is a predicted model, not a curated record. Lineage: Eukaryota; Fungi; Basidiomycota; Agaricomycetes; Agaricales; Marasmiaceae. The coding region runs from base 1 to 423 and encodes 140 amino acids. The transcript has 3 exons.